Messenger RNA from Amoebophrya sp. A120, 189 nucleotides. The record is from the annotation of a GenBank genome assembly. NCBI's taxonomy places the organism in Eukaryota, Dinophyceae, Syndiniales, Amoebophryaceae.
UAAACACUCAUAAUUCUAAUCCCAGUCAGCAAGUCCCGCAGACCGGCGCCGGGGGUACUAGAAGGCCACGCGUCAAUGGAGCUGCGGGAACAACUUUGGCGAACGGUGGAGCCCAAACGCCUGCUACUCCGUCUUCGCAACAGCAAGGUUUACUUCACACAAACUAUGUCCUAACGCCACCGAGAGGAC